This is a messenger RNA of Ailuropoda melanoleuca (giant panda), 1607 nucleotides long. It is a transcript of the gene CASQ1, whose product is annotated as calsequestrin 1. Gene Ontology annotation, cellular component: Z disc; sarcoplasmic reticulum lumen. The transcript has 7 exons. NCBI's taxonomy places the organism in Eukaryota, Metazoa, Chordata, Mammalia, Carnivora, Ursidae. Bases 389 to 1165 code for a protein of 258 amino acids. The record is from RefSeq and is a predicted model, not a curated record. Gene Ontology annotation, biological process: regulation of skeletal muscle contraction by regulation of release of sequestered calcium ion. Gene Ontology annotation, molecular function: calcium ion binding.
GCGAGGUGGGGGAGGAGGGGGGGUCUCGGCCCUCCUGGAGCUGUCCUGGCCUCAGAAGGUUAUCCCUUCUCUUGCCAAUCCCAGAGACAUAUUUAGAUGGAGCCCUGUGGGGGCCCAGCGGUGCCAGUUUCAGGGACGGCUCCGGUUCCCUCCCCGCCCCCUGCUCCUAUCCCUCCUCCUGACCCUUUCACUCUUGGCUCUGUCGGCACUUUGUCCAGGACCCAGCAGUGUCCUCUGUCCACCGCUCUUGGCCGUUGCCCACCCCCCCCCCACGGUGAGCCCCUCACUCAAGACUCAGGACCCAGGACCCUGCCCAACCCCAGCCACCCUCUUCUGGACCCGGAGAGCCGACCCUGACCCUGCUCCCUGCAUCCGCACCGCAGACGGGAUGGGGGCCAGCGCUGGGCCCGGCCUGCGGCCCGCACUGCUGUUGCUGCUCGUGCUGGGCACACCCAGGCUGGGGGUGCAGGGGGAGGACGGGCUGGAAUUCCCUCAGUACGACGGGGUGGACCGUGUGGUCAAUGUCAACGCAAAGAACUACAAGAACGUGUUCAAGAAGUACGAGGUGCUGGCGCUGCUCUACCACGAGUCCCCCCAGGAUGACAAGGCCUCACAAAGACAGUUCGAGAUGGAAGAGCUGACCCUGGAGUUAGCGGCCCAAGUCCUCGAAGACAAAGGCGUUGGCUUCGGGCUGGUAGACUCUGAGAAGGACGCAGCUGUAGCCAAGAAACUAGGUGAGAGGGGAUGGGGCCCGUCCACCCUGAGGAAGCUGAAGCCUGAGAGUAUGUAUGAGACAUGGGAGGACGACAUGGACGGAAUUCACAUCGUGGCCUUCGCGGAGGAAGCUGAUCCUGACGGCUUCGAGUUCUUGGAGACGCUCAAGGCGGUGGCCCAAGAUAACACUGAAAACCCUGAUCUCAGCAUCAUCUGGAUCGACCCAGACGACUUCCCCCUGCUGGUGCCCUACUGGGAGAAGACGUUUGACAUUGACCUGUCGGCCCCACAGAUAGGCGUGGUCAACGUUACUGACGCGGACAGCGUGUGGAUGGAGAUGGACGACGAGGAGGACCUGCCUUCCGCGGAGGAGCUGGAGGACUGGCUGGAGGACGUCCUGGAGGGUGAGAUCAACACGGAGGACGAUGACGAGGAAGACGACGACGACUAGCCGCUGUGGCCGCCGUCUCCCAGCCCGCCCGCUCUCCUUGUGCUCCCUCCCGCCCCCCCGUUCCUCCCUGGGCUCCUCCAGGGACACUGGGUCAUCCUCGGCCAUAGGGAGGCCAUAUGCUGAGUGCUGAGACCCUGACCUUCGCCCGACGAGGCCAGGACCCACUCCUCAGCCGACUCUCUCCUGUCCUUCAACUGCCCUGUUCCUCCGAUUUGUUUCCUCCAUGCUCUGUAUACUCUUCCCUGCGAUUCUUUUCUCCUCUGGUCCCUCCACCUGCACACACUCUUCCCCACACUCUGAAAUCCUCCCUCCCUCUGGCAGGCCCAUCCCUGGCCAGGAGGAAGGGCCGGUCCUGUGUCUGGGGCUCUCUCUCGGCCAUGUCUCAUUAAUGCAUUUGGGUAAAAUAUCGAGAGGCCUCAAUAAAGGAUCUGGGGCAGCAUGA